Molecule: messenger RNA, 1560 nt
Organism: Solanum verrucosum
Lineage: Eukaryota; Viridiplantae; Streptophyta; Magnoliopsida; Solanales; Solanaceae
Product: geraniol 8-hydroxylase-like
Exons: 2
Coding region: 1-1560 (519 amino acids)
Molecular function (GO): iron ion binding; heme binding; oxidoreductase activity, acting on paired donors, with incorporation or reduction of molecular oxygen
Source: RefSeq, a predicted model, not a curated record
AUGUUUUUAUCAAUCAUCAUGGAUUACUAUGGCCUUUUAGGUUGUGGAGUAGUAGUAGUACUUGGUUGGACUUUGAUCCAUGUCAUCCGUUUUUAUAACAAGAAGAAAAUACUACUUCCACCAGGACCAUUCUCCCUACCAUUUAUUGGAAAUCUCCAUAACUUAAUACUUGGUGGUGAUCAACCCCACACAUCCUUUUGGAGGCUGGCUCACAAGUAUGGGCCAAUAAUGACCCUUAAAUUGGGCCAAAAAACCACAAUAGUUAUAUCUUCAUCACUUGUGGCUAAAGAAGCCUUCAUAAAGCAAGAUUUAGCCUUAUCCAGCAAAAUCGACAAGGAUGCACUCCACGCCCAUGGCCACAAUCAAUUCUCUGUUAUUUUUCUUCCAGCCAGCAGUAGCCGCCGGAAAUACCUCCGGAAGCUACUGCAUUCAAGCAUCUUUAGCCCUAAUAGGCUUGAUGCGAGCCAGCAUUUGCGGGCCCGGAAGAUCGAAGAGUUUAUUGCGUAUUGUCGUCAGUGUAGCCAAUACGGUACCCCUGUAGACAUUGGUCAAGUUGCUUCGGAUACGUUGGUAAAUAUUUGGUCAAAUACAAUUUUCUCAGAGGAUUUAGUAGACAUUUAUGCUGAUCCAGUCAAAAAAUUCAAGCAUGUCAUACGUUACAUCACUUAUCUUAUUGGAAAACUCAACAUGGUGGAUUAUUUUCCUCUUCUUAAAGGGAUAGAUCCACAACGGAUAAACAAAAACAGUUUUACAACUUAUGAGAAAUUAUUACGGAUUUUCAGGGGUUUUAUUGACCAAAGGUUGGAGCAAAGAAACAUUAGUACUACUGUACGGAGCACCAAUGAUUUUCUUGAUGUUUUGUUAAAUAUAAGUGAAGAAGAAAAAAAAGGAGAUGUCAAUGCAAUAUUAAUGGACAGAAAUCAGAUCCAACACCUGUGUCUGGAUAUUUUUGUUUCAGGAAGUGAUUCAAGUUCGGCUGUGUUAGAAUGGGCAAUGCUAGAGCUGAUGAAGAACCCAGAAACAAUGAAAAGAGCUAAAGCUGAACUCGCACAAGUUGUUGGUGAUGAAAAUAAGACGAUAGAAGAAAAGGAUGUGGGACGUCUUCCUUAUUUGCAAUGCAUUGUGAAAGAGACCUUACGAAUACACCCCCCUUCUUCCCUUUUAACUCGCAAGGCAGAGCAAGAUGUUGAAUUGUGUGGCUACUUUGUCCCAAAGGGUUCACAAGUGUUAGUGAAUGUAUGGGCAAUUGGUCGAGACCCUGAUAUUUGGGAGGAUCCUUUAGCAUUUAAACCAGAAAGGUUUUGGGAUUCGAUCAAUUUGGAUUUUCAUGAUAAUAAUUUUGAGCUCAUUCCUUUUGGUGUUGGGCGGAGAAUGUGCGUUGGAUUACCUUUGGCAAUUAGGGCAAUUCCGGCAAUGUUGGGUUCAUUGUUGAAUUCAUUUGAUUGGACUCUUGAAGAAAACAUUGCACCAAAAGAUUUGGAAGAGAAAUUUGGGCUUAUACUAGCCAAAUCACGUCCUCUACGACUUGUCCCCAUUCCACUCUACUCUAGGAGGACGUAG